Molecule: messenger RNA, 1019 nt
Organism: Symbiodinium necroappetens
Lineage: Eukaryota; Dinophyceae; Suessiales; Symbiodiniaceae
Source: the annotation of a GenBank genome assembly
AUGGAGUCCAAACUCACGACCGAAAAGGAUUUCUGCAAUGGAGUCAUCAAAGAGCUCAACUUCGACAACUUCAGCCACGGUGACGAGAUCUUGCCGGAUUCGAUCCCAGGAGUGACCAUCGAGGCCACUCGCCGUGCCACGGAGCCAGAGCCAGGCUUCCCGAAGAAUUGCUCAGGGCCUUUGUUGAUCUUGGACACUCGCGAUCCCGAUGGUCGCAGCUUUGACAAGGACUUGAAGAAUUGCGAGAAUUGCACCCUGAUGCUAUGGUCCAAGGACGGCAACCGGAAGAAGGUCAACGACUGUGGCGAGCACCCGGGUGUGAUGAUCAGCUUCAAGUUCAAGAAGCUGCACGAUCUCGUGGACAUCGAGCUUUGGGACCUGGAGGAGCCCACCUUCAUCGAGCUUUACGGGCCGGAAGGUGAGUUGCUGAAGAACGUCUCCGCACCGGAUGGCCCGGACCAGGACGGCAACCCGGCGGUCGUCGACCUCUUUACAGAGGGCGUGAAGGAGAUGAUCGUCUACAUGGGUGGCUCUGGAGACUUGAAGAAAUGCGAGAAUUGCACCCUGAUGCUUUGGUCCAAGGACGGUAACCAGAGAAAGGUCAACGACUGUGGCGAGCACCCGGGUGUGAUGAUCAGCUUCAAGUUCAAGAAGCUGCACGAUCUCGUGGACAUCGAGCUUUGGGACCUGGAGGAGCCCACCUUCAUCGAGCUUUACGGGUCGGAAGGUGAGUUGCUGAAGAACAUCUCCGCACCGGAUGGCCCGGACCAGGACGGCAACCCGGCGGUGGUGGAGUUGCUGACGAAGGGGGUGAAGGAGAUGAUCGUCUACAUGGGCGGCUCGGGAGCAGUCCGCCGCAUCCGGGCCUGCAAAGCUCCCGGCAGCGUCGUAGGUGACCCGCACAUCUACACCCUGGACGGCGACAAGUUCGACUUCUACCAGAACGGGACCUUCUCCGUGUUCCAUUACCACGGCCAGAAGUUGGCACUCCCGGAGGAGCAGAAUGCGACCGUGGACUG